GUCUGCCCCACUGGGCUCCGGGGGCAGUGUCUGGUGCCAUUGAUGCCCUUGUUCGAACUUUCCAGAAUGGAUAGUCCCCCCAAGCUGACUGGAGAGACCCUCAUCGUCCACCACAUCCCCCUGGUACACUGUCAGGUCCCAGACAGACAGUGCUGUGGUGGGGCAGGUGGAGGCGCUGGGAGCACAAGGCCUUUCUGCCCGUCCGAUCUGGGCACCACCCAGCCUGACCAGGACCUGGGCCAGGCGGACUCCCUGCUGUGCAACAGCCUCCGCUCGGCGCGGUCUGCUGGUAGCACCAAGAGUCGAGGUCGGGGUGCCCGAGGCCCUGGGGGUCCUAAGCGACACAAUCCCUUCUUGCUGCAGGAGGGCGUGAGUGAGCCAGGACUUGGGGACCUAUAUGAUGACAGCAUUAGUGAUGGUGCCACUCAGCAGUCCUUCCACCUUCAUGGAGCUGGCCAGCCCACCUUCCACCUGCCCUCUUUCCAGCUACCACCACCUGGCCCUGGAGGGGGCAGAGCGUGGGGGGCAACACGCAGCCGAGCUGGAAUCGUGGAGGGCCAAGAGCAGGAACCAGUCACUACUGCGGGCGGCCAGCACUGCAGUGUUGGCCGCUACUGCAGGCCAGACCUGGAAGCGGAGACCACCAUGGAGCUGGAUGAGUGGGGGGGGCCUGGGGGCAGUGGCAGUGCAGGUGGGGCCAGUGAAACCUCAGGCUUUUCCUUUGACCAGGAAUGGAAGCUCAGUUCUGAUGACUCCCCAAGGAACCCCGGGUGCCCAGGCUCAGGACCUCGGCCCUGUCGCUGCGGCAGUACGUCCAGCCAGUCUGAGGCGGCUGACCAGUCCAUGGGCUACGUGAGUGACUCCUCCUGCAACAGCUCCGACGGUGUGCUGGUCACCUUCAGCACCCUCUACAACAAAAUGCAUGGCAGCCCCCGUGCCAAUCUCAGCUCUGCCCCACAGUCCUGCAGCGACUCUUCCUUCUGUAGCCACUCAGACCCUGGCGCCUUCUAUCUGGACCUGCAGCCUUCUCCAGCUGAGUCUAAGAUGUCUUGUGAGUCCCACCACCCUGACGGUGGAGAAAGGGAAGGGGGCUAUGCUUGUCCCCACGCCUCAUCUCCUGAGCUCGAUGCCAACUGCAACUCCUACCGGCCACACUGUGAGCCCUGCCCGGCUGUGGCUGACCUCACAGCCUGCUUUCAGAGCCAGGCUCGUCUCGUUGUUGCCACACAGAAUUACUACAAACUUGUCACUUGUGACCUGUCCUCCCAGUCAUCCCCAAGCCCAGCCGGCUCUUCUGUCACCAGCUGCUCAGAAGAACACACAAAGAUAAGUCCCACACCAGGUCCUGGCCCAGACCCGGGCCCCAGCCAGCCCUCCGAGUACUACCUGUUUCAGAAGCCAGAAAGCCAGCCAGAGGCCCAAGAAGCAGUGGGAUCCUCAGCAGCAGCAGUGGCUGCCAUGGGCCCCCCUAUGAUGGAGGGACGUGUGUACACGAAUACAUCCCCCCCCAACCUCAGCACUGGACGUCAGCGUUCUCGCAGCUAUGACCGCAGCCUGGAGCGCAGCCCGCCUGUCCGCCUGAGCUCCCUGGAGCGUAUGCUGAGUUGCCCGGUGCGCCUGAGUGAGGGACCUGCAGCCCUGGCUGGGCCUGGCUCCCCACCCAAGCGUGUCACCUCCUUCGCUGAACUGGCCAAGGGCCGGAAGAAAGCUGCAGGCUCUGGGUCCCCCCCACUUCGGGCGAGCGUUGGGGACUCCUCCCAGGAGUUCUCACCCAUCCAAGAAGCCCAACCAGAUAGGGUGGGCCCACCGGAAGAGGGCGCUUGCUGUAGCCAUAGCCUGCCACCCAUGCCCUUGGGGCCAAGCAUGGACCUAGAUGGCCCAGAGCCCUGGUCCAUCCAGGCCUGCCAGGGUCCCCACUCCAGCGAGAUGCCACUUGCUGGCCUGAGAGCUGCUGGGCAUGGCCCUGUGACUCAGCUGAUGGAUCCAGGGCCCGCUCUUCCAGGGAGCACAGCCCACAGCCAUACCCAGCGGAAUGCCAGAGCUAGAGCUGACGGGGGUUGUGCUGAGAGCCGACCGGUCCUGCGCUACAGCAAGGAGCAGAGGCCCACCACGCUGCCCAUCCAGCCCUUCGUGCUCCAGCACCACUUCCCCAAGCAGCUGGCCAAGGCCCGGGCCCUCCACGGCCUUUCCCACCUCUACAGCCUCUCGGGCUGCGGCCGUGCACAGCAGCCUGCCCCACUGGCCGCCCCCGCUGCUCAAGGCCCGGCCCCAGCUCCCUCGGGCGAGCCCCUGGCAGCCUCUUCCCGGAGCAGUGACAGAGGUGGCAGGAAAGCUGGGCCCGAGCCGGAGACCUCGCGGCCGUCCCCACUGGGCAGCUACUCUCCCGUCCGGAGUGCCGGCCCCUUUGGGCCCAGCACUGACUCUUCCGCCUCCACUUCCUGCUCCCCUGCUGAGCAGGCCCCUGCCUCCGGAAGCCCACCUGUGUGGAGCCACUCUCCUCCCCCUGCUGCCCUCCCUGAUACCUGCCAGCAGCCCAAGGAGGACCAGAAGCUGCUGACCUUGGCUGAGUACCGGCUCCAUGGAACAGGAAGCCUGCCCCCUCUGGGCUCCUGGAGAACUGCCCUCAGCCGAGCUGAGAGCCUGGCCCGAGGCGGUGGUGAGGGUAGCAUGGCUUCCAGGCCCAAUAAUGCCAACCACCUGUCACCUCAAGCUCUCAAAUGGCGGGAAUACAGGAGGAAGAACCCACUGGGGCCACCUACUUUGGCAGGGAGCUUAGACCGAAGGCCUUCAGAAGCUCAGCUGGCCCGAAGAAGCUCCUUCUUUGAGUUCCCCAGUUCUCUCAGUGCUGCUGGCCCUCCGAGCUGCCGACCAAACGGUCAAGUAGUAAAGCCACUGCCACUGACCUGCCCCGACUUCCAAGACCCCUUUUCCUUGACUGAGAAGCCGCCAGCUGAGUUUUGUCUGUCCCCAGAUGGCAACUCAGAGGCCGUCUCCAUUGACCUGCUUCAGAAAAAAGGGCUGGUGAAAGCUGUAAACACGGCUGUGGACCUCAUUGUUGCCCAUUUUGGGACAAGCCGGGAUCCUGGAGUGAAGGCAAAGCUGGGGAACAGUUCUGUGAGCCCCAACGUAGGCCACCUGGUUCUGAAGUACCUGUGCCCUGCAGUCCGGGCAGUGCUGGAGGACGGGCUAAAGGCCUUUGUGCUGGACGUCAUCAUCGGACAGCGGAAAAACACACCGUGGAGUGUGGUCGAGGCCUCCACACAGCUAGGCCCGUCCACCAAGGUCCUACACGGCCUGUGCAACAAAGUCAGCCAGUUCCCGGAGCUCACCAGCAACGCCAUGCGUUUCAAUGCCUUCAUCCUUGGCCUGCUCAACAUCCGCUCCCUGGAGUUCUGGUUUACUCACCUCUACAACCAUGAAGACGUCAUCCAGACCCACUACCAGCCCUGGGGCUUCCUGCGUGCGGCCCGCACGCUGUGCGCCGGCCUCUGGGAGGAGCUGCUGCUACUGCUGCAGCCGCUGGCGCUGCUGCCCUUCGGCCUGGACCCGCUCUUCCAGCACCGGCUGCGGCAGAGCGGGCGGCGGCAGCGGCUGCACAAGGCGCUGCUGCGCGGGUCGCAGGACCUGCUGCUGUCCGCCCGCUCCACCUGGCAGCUGGCCCGGGGCCAGGAGGCCCGUGGGGAGCGCGUAAAGGGCGUGGGCGCCCCCGAAGGGAGAGAGGAGGAGGAGGCGGCGGCCGCAGAGGCAGCGGCAGAGGCGGCCGGGGGCACAGGGCCUGGCAGGUGGGCCCGAGGCGGCCAGGCUGGCUGGUGGUACCAGCUCAUGCAGAGCUCCCAGGUCUACAUCGAUGGCUCCGUGGAAGGGUCUCGGUUCCCUCGUGGUGGCGGCAACGGCAGCAGCAGCAGCGAGAAGAAGAAGGGGGCUGGGGGUGGGGGGGCCCCCCAGGCUCCACCCCCCCGAGAGGGGGUCGUGGAGGGAGCGGAGGCCUGCCCUGCCCCCGAGGAGGCCCUGGGCCGGGACAGGGGCUGGCCCUUCUGGAUGGGGAGCCCCCCUGAGUCUGUGAUGGCUGAGCUGAGGUGCAGUCGGGAGAGGGAGGGGCCCACGGCCCCCCCAGCAGAAAAUGAAGAGGGGCCCUCGGAGCCGUCACCCGGGGGCAUCAAGUGGGGACACCUCUUUGGCUCCCGCAAAGCUCCACGUGAGGUCCGACCCACGAACAGGCUGCCCUCAGACUGGCUGAGCCUGGACAAGUCCGUGUUCCAGCUGAUGGCCCAGACAGUGGGUGCCCACCGGGAGCCAGAGCCCAAGGAGAGCCUGCAGGAGCCACUGUCUCCUGCCCUGCCCUGCCAGCCUCCGUGCGAGGUGCAGGCACUCUGCCAUCACCUGGCCACUGGCCCUGGACAGCUGAGCUUCCACAAGGGAGAUGUGCUGCGUGUCCUGGGGCCAGCCGGAGGUGACUGGGUACGCUGCCGCCGUGGCCCUGACACUGGCCUGGUGCCUCUGGCCUGCGUGACCUUGACCCCAACUCCAAGCCCACCCCCUGGGAACAGCCAGAACUGA
Molecule: messenger RNA, 4557 nt
Organism: Orycteropus afer afer
Lineage: Eukaryota; Metazoa; Chordata; Mammalia; Tubulidentata; Orycteropodidae
Gene: RUSC2
Product: RUN and SH3 domain containing 2
Cellular component (GO): cytoplasmic vesicle
Molecular function (GO): protein binding
Source: RefSeq, a predicted model, not a curated record